AUGGGGUUCAGUUUCAACGCCAAAGACAGUUCCGCGCCUCGCGAGGUGUACAACUGGCAACUUUUCUGGGUGAUCUUGGUCGCCGCCGGAGGCUCCGUUAUCUUUGGCUAUGACCUAGCAUUUAUCGGGGGUGUUUUCUCAUUAGAGUCCUUCAUUCGUCGCUUUGAGCUUGCCAACAAGGAUGCCAGUGCCAUACAGGCUCAUAUGGUGAACACCUUCCAGGGAGGUGCCUUCUUCGGCGUGAUAUUAGCAUACUGGUCAAAUGAACGAUUUGGCCGUCGACGAGCACUCAUGGCUGCAGCUUGGGUAUUCAAUAUUGGCGUGGUCCUGCAGAUGGUUUGCCAAGGGAACAUUCCCGUCUUUUACGUGGGCCGUUUCAUCAGUGGGCUUGGAGUAGGUGGCACCACAUUUGUUGUGCCUCAAUACCUGUCGGAAUGUGCACCGUCGGCAGCUCGAGGCGGUAUUAUAGGUUGCUUCGAGAUUGGAGUCCAAGUUGGUACAGUUGUUGGGUUUUGGAUCAACUAUGGGGUCCAGCAAAAUGUUUCGUCUAUCGGAGACACUCAGUGGUUUAUUCCUAUUGCCUUCCAGUUCAUUCCGGCCACGCUGAUGGCUCUUGGCCUAAUCCCUCUUUGUGAAAGCCCGAGAUGGUACUAUUCCAAAGGUCGCCGGGAAGAGGCUACGAAUGCUCUCAUCAGACUCCGUCAGCUUCCAAUUGAACACGAGUACGUGGCAAAUGAGCUCUCGGACUAUGAACGCCAAAUGGAACAUGAGCUUUCUAUUACCUCAGCUUCGGGUUUCAAAGCAAUUGUGUCCGAAACCUUUACCAAGAAAAUGGCUCCUCGGCUUAUCCAUGGCUGCCUGCUCAUGAUCUUCCAAAAUAGCACAGGAAUUAACGCUAUGAAUAAUUUUUCCGUCACCUUCUUCCAGGUGCUAGGUUACCACGGAGCUUCGGCAAAGCUAUUCUCGACCGGAAUUUACGGUAUUGUCAAAGGUAUCGUUGCCACAGUCGGCUUCCUUUUCCUUGUCGAUAGACUUGGAAGACGAACUUUGCUGUUCGUCGGCUCCGUCAUGUGCGCAUUUUCCAUGUUUUAUGUGGGAGCGUUUGCCGCCAUUACCGAUUCGUUUCACACGUCUCAAGACCCUACAGCUGCAUCCAAUAGCGCCGUAGCCUUCAUAUACAUUUUUGGAGCUGGAUAUGCUAUCGGGUGGAAUCUCCCAUGGAUCAUCGCCGCCGAAAUCUUCCCCACGCGGAUCCGAGCGUUCUGCCUGGUCAUGACGACUUGCUCCCACUGGCUCGGAGAAUUCUAUGUCUCGUACGCGGUAACAUACAUGUUCAAAUCCAUCACAUACGGUACCUUCCUAUUUUUCGGUGCCAUGACUGUUCUCGGAGGUCUCUAUGUUUACUUCCUCAUCCCAGAGACGAAUGGAGUCGCGUUGGAGGACAUGGAUAUUCUGUUCGGGGGGAAGGGAUUGGCGACUCAAAAGAUGAAGGCAUACGAGCUUUACAAAGCAGAACGUGACGGAACCAUCAUUCACUCUAAACUCGUCGAGGAUGAAGGUGUUGUCCCAGUCACUAAGAAGUAA
Messenger RNA from Clonostachys rhizophaga, 1584 nucleotides. Lineage: Eukaryota; Fungi; Ascomycota; Sordariomycetes; Hypocreales; Bionectriaceae. The record is from the annotation of a GenBank genome assembly.